AUGAGAUGGCCGGCUCUGAGCGUAUAUGGAGAUCUCUUCUUCCUCCCGAAGAAACCUGCACAACGACGCCAUUCUCGUCUUCGUCAUAAACUUGUGCGGCGGCAAUCUUCCACUGUUCGAGUCCAACCAAUCUUCACCGUCUUUGUAAUCGCCGUCGUCAUCAUCUAUGCUUCUCCGGCGAUUAUCACGGCUAUAGUUCACGGAGAAUCUUCGACCAUGAUGCUACGACGCCGGAACGACGCCGGAACAACGCCGGACGACGACAAUACCACACGUGGACAGCAGCCCAAGUGA
Messenger RNA from Microthlaspi erraticum, 294 nucleotides. Lineage: Eukaryota; Viridiplantae; Streptophyta; Magnoliopsida; Brassicales; Brassicaceae. The record is from the annotation of a GenBank genome assembly.